AUGGAGACUUUGGAGGAAACUGAACUCUGCUUCCCACAACUCCUGAACACCUCCUGCAGGAAACAAAUAAUUCCUCACUAUGAGGCCAUGCUGAUUUACAUUGUGCUGUCUUCUAUCUCUGUGCUCACUGCAACUCUUAACCUGCUGGUCAUCAUCUCUAUCUCCCACUUCAAGCAGCUCCACACUCCCACCAACCUCCUCCUCCUCUCUCUGGCUGUCUCUGAUUUCUUCAUUGGCCUCCUCAUGUUGCUUCAAAUUAUGCUUAUGGAUGGCUGCUGGUACCUAGGUGACCUCAUGUGUGCUGUGUAUCAGUAUCUAGGAUACGUUAUUGCUUCUGCCGCAGUAGGGACCAUGGUGCUCAUAUCAGUUGACCGAUAUGUGGCUAUUUGUGAGCCUCUGCAUUACUCUACUAAAGUCACAAAAAAAAGAGUUCAAGUCUGCAUUUGUCUGUGUUGGAUAUGUUCUGUAAUCUUUCAAAGUCUGGUUCUGAAAGAUAUCCUGAAACAACCAGGCUGGUAUCACUCUUGCAUCGGAGAGUGUGUAUUUUAUGUAAACUACAUUGGUGGAAUUGCAGAUCUUUUGUUUUCAUUUAUUUUUCCCAUUACUGUCAUUGUUAUUCUGUAUAUGAGAGUGUUUGUGGUGGCUGUGUCUCAGGCUCGUGCCAUGAGGUCUCAAAUUGCAGCUGUCCCACUCCAGCAAGUGAAAGUAACUGCUAAAAAAUCUGAGCUGAAAGCAGCCAGGACUAUUGGUGUUCUUUUAGUUGUGUUUCUAGUAUGUCUUUGCCCAUUUUAUUGUGUUGCUCUCACAGGCCAAGAUAACUUGCUUAAUGCUUCAUCUGCUGCAUUUUUUAUAUGUUUGUAUUACUUUAACUCCUGUCUGAACCCUCUGAUCUAUGCCUUUUUUUACCCCUGGUUCAGAAAAUCUAUGAAGCUGAUUGUUACACUAAAGAUUCUGCAGACUGACUCCUGUGAGGCCAACAUACUGUAG
This is a messenger RNA of Centropristis striata (black sea bass), 987 nucleotides long. Its product is annotated as trace amine-associated receptor 13c-like. Gene Ontology annotation, cellular component: membrane. The transcript has 2 exons. Lineage: Eukaryota; Metazoa; Chordata; Actinopteri; Perciformes; Serranidae. The coding region runs from base 1 to 987 and encodes 328 amino acids. Gene Ontology annotation, molecular function: trace-amine receptor activity. The record is from RefSeq and is a predicted model, not a curated record. Gene Ontology annotation, biological process: G protein-coupled receptor signaling pathway.